UCCACUGCUUCUAGGAAAAUUCCGCUUGCGACUUGGUUUAAAAAUCAAUUCAGUUGUAAUAGUAUGUUGUUGCUACUGAUUCUUUUAUCUUUAGUCUACUUCUCAUCGUCUAUUUUAAUUUCUGGAUAUGGAACCAAGUGGAUGACUUUCAAAAAUGUGAUUGUUCAAAGAAACGUCAUAUUAGAAAUUCCAAACAUUGGAAAUAGAUUAAGUUGUGUGGGUCUAUGUCUCCAGAACGAAACUUGUGUUUCUGUGUUCUACAGACAGCAACACCAACGGUGUCAGCUCCACGACGUUUUGUUCAUGUCUCCCCAGGACGGACAACAGGAGACGGGUACAGAGUACUACAGCGUCACAACCGGUGGAUGUCCCUCGACGUAUGUCCACAACCGAAUUCUUAACAUCUGCUACCAGGUUCAUCUGAGCGCAACGACCCUUGCCAUCGGCGUGGCGGACUGUAACUCCAGAGGGGAACACUUCAUUGUCAUUGACAGUGAAGACAAGAACAACCACGUAUUCAAGCAAGUCAACUCCUCCUCCGCCAGCAUGACAGACAAAUAUCACAUCGAUGGGUCAGAUGCUGCAAAUGAGGGAAAAUGGCUUCUCCAUGACGGUCGGGUCAUGACGUACUUUGCGUGGGCUUCAGGGUACCCAAGGAAUACAACCGGGAAGCACUAUCUCGUUGCAGACAUUUCGGAUAGCUUUCGAUGGAGAGAUAGAACUGGUUUGAAAGAUAAACUUUACAUUUGUGAGAGAGACAUUUGAUAAAGAUCGUCGAGGCCAGAUUAGAAUACUGAUGAAGUCUUUGAUAGGCAUUUAGUAGUCGGGUGUCAUGAAUACAUUCCCGAACAAGGUGAUGCCGAUGAUAUUGCAGACAUGUUCUAUCCUGCGCUCAUAUCGAAAGAGUGCGAUUAAAGAAUAAAGCAAACACUUAAUUUACUUAUGUGUACCCACGGAAUCCAUAUAUUGAACAGAAGGCUCGGUGUGACUCUGGUGGUUAGAGGCGCUGGGUUUGUUUACUAUAUGCACGUUCAACUGAUUUAUUCAGUUCUAUUACAAAAUUUCAGUGUUUAAACCAGGGUAGAUUCAGAUCAUUUCCAGAUAACAUGCCAACGAAAACGCUAUGAGAAAGAUAUAACUAUGUCUGAGUCUUCUAACAUCACUGCUGUUGAGAAACUCUUAUGGCGUCCAGCAGAAAGCAGAGACAUUUAAGCAGGCUUCAGAACGUGAGUUAAAUACGGAGGAGUUUGAUCGAAUAGUACAUCUCUUAAUGCCCAUACUCUUAUUGACAGUAUUGAAUCGACUGCUUUGAGCUGUGGUAUGACACGAAGUGUAAAUACCAAAACUUUCUCCAAGAGUGCAUGUUUGAAAGUGUCAAAUAUAAAUCAAUAGACAGUUUUAGACUCACAGGUAACUUUGGAUCAUUGAGACAGUUUCAUAAGGUCCGAGUUAAAUUCCGAGAGAUAUGUCGUCAUCGUAAAGAACUUUUAUAUUCAAUAAUCACAAAUGAUAUUUUAUUACACUGUAACAGUAUGUGACAUGAUGUCAAUAAUUAUCUUCAAAUAUGACUCUUUGUGGGAAAUAUACAAUCGUUUGAAAGGUGUUGUUGAGUUUAUGAAUG
This is a messenger RNA of Haliotis rufescens (red abalone), 1621 nucleotides long. Its product is annotated as perlucin-like. The transcript has 3 exons. The record is from RefSeq and is a predicted model, not a curated record. The coding region runs from base 64 to 765 and encodes 233 amino acids. NCBI's taxonomy places the organism in Eukaryota, Metazoa, Mollusca, Gastropoda, Lepetellida, Haliotidae.